AUGCAAACAAUCUCCCAUAAUUCUUUAAUGGAAGAUGCCAUGAGCGGACCCAAACUCCGAAUAGCGUUACCUGAACGUGGGGAGAUUUUCUCAGGAUCCAACGUAUGGAGUCCGGAAACAGGAAGUGGGCUCCGAGGUACAUCUGGCAGUAAUGAAGUGUUUAGAUUUAACGAUGGCAGUAAUCGGAGUUCUAUAGAGAAAGGUAAUAAUAAUAAUAAUAAUAAUAAUAAUAAUAAUAAUAAUAAUAAUAAUAAUGGUAGUGGAAGUGGUAGUGGCAGUUGUAGUGGAAAUACAACACCUUCAGUGAGUAGUCCAAGCAUAGGAGGCGGACCUGCUGUAAUGACUCCUACUUCAAUGAGAGUGUUAUCUCAAUCGGGAGACAGUGAUAAAAAGAAGAUGGUGGAACAGUUUUAUAUGAACAAACCACGGCGAUCGUCACGUACUGGAGUGGAUAGUUAUUUUGGUGAUGUGGACAAAUUGCAAGGCUUAAUGGAUCCUUUCCUACUUCAAGAUGAAACCACCGUUAAAGAUGAGGAAGUAUCUGGUUUAGGACUUGGAGCUGGAGCUGGAGGAGAGAAGAGUAGUAGUGGCUUCAAGCUUUCAACUGGUACGAACAGCGGGCCUGUUACAAACGGUGGAGGUAAUGCGAACGGAACAGAUAUUUUGAACGGGGUUCGGAAUGGGAACAUCACCUAUGAUCUGUUUGCCAUCAAUGAGCUUCGUAGUGAGGAGCUAAUCUCAUGUUUACUUAACUUGGAUAAUAUUGUUAUGGAAGAGAUGGGUAAGAAGGGGGGGGAUGAUCCUGAUACUCUUGGAGGAUCUGAUAAUAAUUAUUCCUCAUCGUUUGCUGCCACGAGUCAGAUUUUGGAAUCGGUGGUCUUGGAUUUACAUGGCAGUAAAGCGUUCAAAGGCAGUCUGUUGAUCCAGUUUGAAACUUUGGAUCAGAUUGAACGGUACUUACAAAGAUUGAACGGUAACUUGGAACAAGCAGAACUGUUGUUGAAACAUUCAAGCGAGAAUGUUUCUGGUAAAUUUCAAAAAGAGUUAGUCCUUUCAAUGAGUAAGCUCAAUGAGUUACGAGAUAUGUUAAGUUCUAUGGAUGUAAAGUUAUCUGAUGCCAGAGAAGAGGUCAAUGAGCAAAAGCAUCUUUUGUUCGAUGAACUCGGUGAACGUUUAGAAGUAUUAGAUUACAUUGGGAGUAGGUUUAAAGCACAAGCAAGAGUCACUAGAGAAUGGCGAGUUCGGCAAAUGUAUAUUUCAUUGACAACUUUAAUAUUGGUCUUGGCAAUUGGAGUAUACUACGUACAAAAGUGGAAGCAGACUUAG
Messenger RNA from Lizanozyma spartinae, 1326 nucleotides. RefSeq lists its product as uncharacterized. The record is from RefSeq and is a predicted model, not a curated record. The transcript is spliced from 2 exons. NCBI's taxonomy places the organism in Eukaryota, Fungi, Ascomycota, Pichiomycetes, Serinales, Debaryomycetaceae. Bases 1 to 1326 code for a protein of 441 amino acids.